Messenger RNA from Psilocybe cubensis, 612 nucleotides. RefSeq lists its product as uncharacterized. The transcript has 6 exons. Lineage: Eukaryota; Fungi; Basidiomycota; Agaricomycetes; Agaricales; Agrocybaceae. The record is from RefSeq and is a predicted model, not a curated record. The coding region runs from base 1 to 612 and encodes 203 amino acids.
AUGGCUCUACAACCCUCUCUACGCGCUCAAACCAUUCUUGGAAGCUCUGGCGCGUUGCAUACCAUAGAUGUCUUCUUGGAUUAUGUCUGCCCAUAUAGUGCCAAAAUGGCGUUCAAGAUAGACAAGAUCUUGAAGCCCCUCAUUGAACGCGGUGGGCCAUACGAGGGCAAAGUUCAGGUUAUAUACCGUUUCCAGGUUCAACCGUGGCAUGCCAUGUCGACUCUCACAAACGAGGCUGGACUUGCUGCUCUACGCGUUUCCCCUGAGAACUUCUGGGCAUUCAGCCUUAAUCUCUACAAGCACCAGGAAGAAUAUUUUGACAUUCCUACCCAAGAUUUGACGACUCGACAAGUCCGUGAUAAUUUGGCCAAGCUCGCAGCAGAGGUUCUCCCCGCAGAUAAAGUUGAAGCUUUCAAAGAUCUUCUUGCUUUCAAAGGUUCUCCAAACGGUGGUAACGCCGUCACUGAUGACUUGAAGUACAACAUCAAAUUCUCAAGGCAGAAUGGAGUUCACGUGUCUCCUACUGUUCUGUGGGACGGAUUGUACCAAUCCAAGAUUGAGAGCUCGUGGGAAGAUAGAGAUUGGAAGGACUUUUUCUCCCAGCAGAUUUAG